CUCUUCCUGCCCUUCUGAGCCGGUGAACAGUACACGGCUAACACAGGGCUUUAAGCCUUGUUUCCGCUAACGCCGGGUGGUGCGUAGAGUAAGGAUGUGGGUCUGUGUGUGGCUGCUGGCCCUGUUUGUGUGUUGGCAGGGGGGCAGCCCCUCCCCGGUGGAGCCCCCAGUGGGCUGCCAAAGCCCAGAGGUUCUGAGGGCGGCAGAGGAAGGCCUGGACCAGAUCAACGCUGACCUCACCAAAGGAUUCAUCCUCAGCCUCAACAGAGUCUAUGAUAUCAGCCAGCAGACAGGGGAAGGAGAGGUGACAUUUAACCUGACCAUAGAUGUGAUGGAGACAAAAUGUCAUGUGAUCAGUAGGAAUCCAUGGAAGAAAUGCGAAGUGAAGAAUGUAGCUAAUGUACCCGUGUAUGGCCAGUGUAUGGCAUCUAUCUACGUUGGGAAAAGUGUGGAACUCCGCAGUUAUAAAUGUACCAUCCAACAAGUGCCUGCCACGGUUAUCGUUGAUACUUGUCCAGACUGUCCAACAGCAGAGCGCCUUGAUGACCCCAUCAUAGCAGAGACGGCAAAUCUGUCCCUCCAGAAAUACAACCAAAAGAGUCACCUCCCCAACUACUUCACCCUCCUCAACAUAACAGGGGCUAGCAUGCAGUGGGUUGUGGGUCCGGCCUACUUUGUAGAGUUCAUCAUCCAAGAAACAGUCUGUGCUAAGGGCACUCCUGAUGUUGAUUUGACCCAAUGUAAAAUGAUGGACUGCGAAUUUGCACACAAGGGCUUCUGCAAAGGAUCUCACAUAACUCUGGAUGGUGGCCUGUUUGAGAACAAACUCCCCAUUCAGGUCAACUGUGAAAUAUUCGAACCAGAGGCUGCCUUGGCAGAGGAAAAGGUCCAUUCCAUGGAAGGCAGUGACCACAGAGAAAAUGAGUACCAUAAACAUGCACACACACACCUGCAUCCCCACGAGCACCACCACCACCCCACCAGCCCCAAUCAAGCUUCCCCCAGACCAAAGGGUUUGCUGGGGGUUGUGGUGGUCCUACCUCCCCCUCAUGUGCCACCAGCUCCAAGAGCCUCACCAGCAGCAAAGAACUGCCCAGGCAAGAGGAAAACCAACCUGGGACUGGGCAGCUUUAAAAUCUGAUAGAUAAACAUCUUAUGUUACUGCGAUAAACUUAGAUUAAAAGCUAUUUCAGCUGGUUGUUCACUUAUUGUUCUUCCUUGUAUCACUGAUGUAGAGCAAUGAACUGUAUGAUAAUGAUGUCUAUCAAAGGAAUAAAGGAAACUUGUUUCUUAGGA
Molecule: messenger RNA, 1296 nt
Organism: Esox lucius (northern pike)
Lineage: Eukaryota; Metazoa; Chordata; Actinopteri; Esociformes; Esocidae
Product: fetuin-B-like
Exons: 7
Coding region: 95-1141 (348 amino acids)
Biological process (GO): negative regulation of endopeptidase activity
Cellular component (GO): extracellular region
Molecular function (GO): cysteine-type endopeptidase inhibitor activity
Source: RefSeq, a predicted model, not a curated record